AUCCGAACAGUCAACGAGUUAAAGAGAGUGAACGCACUGCUUCGUCACUUGCUUAGCACUGUAACAGUAAAACAAACACCAAACAUUUUUCCAUAAACUACCGGCAAUGAUCGCCGGAGCUCGACGGAAAAACAUUAAUCAAGCAGCGGUAACAAUGGCAACGAGAAGGAGAGCACCUAAAACGACGCUGUUUUUAGCACUGAUAACAUCUUUACUAGCAUUGGGAGUGUUGCUUCCGGUAGUCUUUGCUCCUCUCCCGUCUCUUCCUCACACUCAUCAUCACCGUCACCGGAAGGUAAAUGGAAGAAGAAGCUUCGAGAUUAACGAGGAUAUGUUUUGGAGAGACGGUGAGACUUUUCGGAUAAUCGGAGGCGAUUUACACUAUUUUCGGAUUCUUCCUCAGUACUGGGAAGAUAGGUUGUUGAGAGCAAAGGCUUUGGGAUUGAAUACAAUUCAAACCUAUGUUCCUUGGAAUCUACAUGAGCCACAACCUGGCAACUUUGUUUUUGAUGGUAUUGCCGAUCUAGUUGCCUUCCUCAAACUCUGCCAGAAGCUAGAUUUUCUUGUUAUGCUUCGACCUGGGCCUUAUAUUUGUGGAGAGUGGGAUUUAGGCGGUUUUCCUGCUUGGUUACUAGGUGUAGAACCGGCUCUCAAACUGAGGUCAUCUGAUCCUGCUUAUCUUAAGUUGGUUGACAAAUGGUGGGGAGUACUGCUACCAAAGGUCGCUCCUCUCCUUUAUAACAAUGGAGGCCCCAUUAUAAUGGUUCAGAUCGAAAAUGAAUUUGGGUCAUAUGGAGAUGAUAAACCUUAUCUUCAUCACCUGAUCAACUUGGCCAGACAAAACCUUGGGGAGAGCAUAAUAUUGUAUACGACAGAUGGUGGCUCUAGGGAAAAUCUUGAGAAAGGAACAAUUCUAGGAGAUGCUGUAUUUUCAGCUGUUGAUUUCACAACUGGUGAUGAUCCUUGGCCUAUAUUCAAUUUACAGAAAGAGUUUAAUUCCCCUGGGAAAUCACCACCACUAUCUGCGGAGUUUUACACUGGUUGGCUGACGCACUGGGGAGAGAAGAUUGCGCAGACAGAUGCUGAAUAUACAGCUUCUGCCUUGGAAAAUAUUUUAGCACGAAAUGGGUCUGCUGUGCUUUAUAUGGCCCAUGGUGGAACAAACUUUGGAUUUUAUAAUGGAGCAAAUACUGGCGCCGCUGAUAAGUCUGAUUACAAGCCAGAUCUCACUUCCUACGAUUAUGAUGCGCCAAUUAGAGAAUCUGGUGAUGUGGACAAUGCUAAAUUUCAUGCACUACGAAGGAUAAUAGGGCAAUACAGUGCAGUGUCUCUUCCCCCAGUUCCUCCAAAUACUGACAAGACAGGAUAUGGACCUAUUCAAUUACAGAAAACAGCAUUUUUAUUUGAUUUACUUAAUGUGAUUAAUCCUGCUGAUAUGGGCGAGUCUGAAAAUCCAGUCUCAAUGGAAUCUGCGGGACAGAUGUUUGGAUUUCUAGUAUAUGUUGCCCAGUAUUCUUCAAAGCUUGAUGGAAGUUUAUUAUCUAUACCAGAGGUGCAUGACAGAGUUCAAGUGUUCACAUUGUGCCCUUCUGGCAGAAAUGGCGGGAGGCCAACAUAUGCCGGUGCUAUUGAGAGGUGGUCAAAUCAAAAUCUUGUCCUUCCUAAUGCUAAAUGUGCCUUGAACAGCAGCUUAAUUCUUUUGGUUGAGAAUAUGGGACGUGUAAAUUAUGGGAAAUACAUGUUUGAUAGGAAGGGAAUUUUGUCAUCUGUUUAUCUAGAUAGAAGAAUUUUAAAUGGAUGGAAAAUGAUUUCAGUUCCUCUUCACAACCUGAACGAGAUGCCAAAAAUCAAUCCCAUAAUUCCAGAUGCACUUUCAAGAUUCCUUGCAGCAUCAGCCCACACAAAAUUAAAUAAAAAGCAUAAGAGUACUUCGAAAGAACCAGCAUUCUACACGGGGCACUUUUCAAUUGAGAAAGCAGACCAAGUUAAAGAUACAUUCAUAUCAUUUACCGGUUGGGGUAAAGGAAUAGCUUUUGUGAAUGACUUUAACAUAGGGAGAUAUUGGCCGUCAUAUGGACCACAAUGCAACCUUUAUGUCCCUUCUCCAGUUCUUCGGCAGGGGGAUAAUGUUUUGGUUAUUCUUGAGCUAGAGUCUCCGCAGUCAGAACUUGUACUACAUUCAGUAGAUCAGCCAGACUUCAUGUGUGGUUCAAGUAAAUCAAACUUGCAUCAGCUUUAGCGACGCAUUUUAUGCAUGCAAAAACUGUGGUACACAAUUUCCGGAACUCCAACACUAUACAGCUAGUUGGCAUUGUGUAGGAUGAAAGACAAUACAGUCAAAAGGAUAAGGAACAAGUUUUGGAGAUUGGAGUACUUCAAUUAUUCAUCAAUGCAGCUUGUAAAAAUAGCUUGUCUUCCAAGUUACAUCAAAUCCUUCAAUGGAAAUAAAAAAUGUAUAUCUUUUA
This is a messenger RNA of Mercurialis annua (annual mercury), 2465 nucleotides long. RefSeq names its product beta-galactosidase 17. The record is from RefSeq and is a predicted model, not a curated record. Gene Ontology annotation, biological process: carbohydrate metabolic process. Gene Ontology annotation, cellular component: vacuole. NCBI's taxonomy places the organism in Eukaryota, Viridiplantae, Streptophyta, Magnoliopsida, Malpighiales, Euphorbiaceae. Bases 107 to 2239 code for a protein of 710 amino acids. The transcript is spliced from 19 exons. Gene Ontology annotation, molecular function: beta-galactosidase activity.